AUGUUCUGCGGCUGGUUGGACCAAGCGACGGGGACGCCAACCCGGCGAGCAGGCAAGCCACCAGGCGCCAAAAGGUUCAGGCAGGUCCCAGGGCCCACAGCAGCAGCAGUGCACGCACACAGCGCCAACAGCGCCAAGGUCGCCAAGAUCGCCAAGGUUGUCAGAAAAGGCGCUGGCCGGGGAGUUGCUCGGAGGUAUUGCCGCCAUGGCAGUCCGCCACAGCUGGCAAAGUCCGUCCGGGCGACCGCUGGCUGCUGGUCAGCACGGAUCCGUCUCACGGACCGCCCCUAUCGUAUCCCUCUGUGCCCCUGUGUGCUGGAGGCUUUGCGCGUCUUUGCCAUGCCACCCGACCAGAUGGUAAUGCGGACUCGUAUCCUUCUAUCCAUCAGCUCUGCUGCAGCACACUUCUCCGGAAGGGGCAGCAUCUCCGCACUCCAGCGCCUCGCUCUCACCGACGCUCUCGAGCGCCGAGAUGGCUGGGGAGAAAGGGGGGAGCGCAGUCCGAUCGCAGAUGAUAGGCAGGCCUGCCGGCUCACGUGCGCCGUCCCACGCCACAGCCGCCUCUGCUCUGACUCGUCGGAUCCCGAACAGAGCCGGGCCUGUUUAUACGACGUGCUACUAUCAAUAUGGCCGAACCGCAUGCGGAGUCGUCCCCUCCCCUUUGUGGCAACCGGACGGGGACAGCACCGCCACCCUGACGCCGUUGUGGCCUGGCCCGGGGUCAUCAAGGGUCUGUGGGUGUGCGGACGGGGGGGUCGGAGCCGAUCAGAUGGGGCACAGGAGCUCAAGCGAGAGGCUGGGACUUUCUCGUUUCGGACAGGCGUCGCUCUCUCGUCGUUGCCCGAGGCUCGUUUGUGCCAGAGCAGGCCGCCAGGUCGUCCCACCGUGACGGGUAUCACCCAGCGCAUCGUGCCGGCUGCAGCAAUGGCUUGGGGGCUUGGACGGCUCGAUGGCCCGAAUCGGCUGUCGGAUAGCCGAGCAUCUCCCCACGACCAGAGAGAAGGGUCUGCUCUGCAACCACAUCGCCUUGCAGGACUAGUGCCAGCCAGUAGUGACGUUGGCGAGAGAGAGGAUGAAGCGAAUCUCGCUCGAAUCCGCGACAACCAGCGUCGCUCUCGUGCCCGCCGCAAAGAGUACCAACAGGAGCUCGAGCAGCGCGUGCGCACGUACGAAGAACAGGGCAUCGAGGCCUCCACCGAAGUACAGCAGGCCGCCCGCCAUGUGUCUGAAGAGAACCGCCGGCUGCGGACCUUGCUUCACCACCACGGUGUCCCCAACAGCGAGAUCGAGGCUUACCUCCUCAGCGGUAAGGUGUCUGCCCUGGGCACCACACAUCCGGCAGCAGCCGGAAUCCCGCCUCCCGGCUCGUCAGCAGAGGGACCGCGAGUCCAGGCCCUGGAGCAGGUUCUGGUGCCUCGCAAGCCCCUCCACUUCGGCACCACAUCGCCGGGCACUAGCAGUCCUGCCGGCGAGGGCCGAGAAGCGUCUGUCCCUCCGCUGUCGUCGUCAUCAUCGUCGUCGACCUUUGUAGCGGCGGCACGCACCGGUGGCAGCAGCAGCGUUGGCAGCGGACGCCAGAGCUACCAGAGCCCCGGCACAGACCAGGGCAAGAACACGGUCGCAGCACUGCCGCAGCAGACGGCAGCUGUGGCCACAUCCACCGAGGGCGACUAUACCAGCAGCUACAGAGGUGACUUUCUCUCCACGGGGCCGUACAGCUUGGCUCCCGGCCGCGCUGCAACCCCUUCCACUGCCGGCAUGGCCUUCUAUGGCCUCGAUGGCGCCAGCACCGAGGAUCUGCAGUAUUCCGGAUCACCAGCCUUUUUCGACUAUAGCGUCUCGCCCCCAUAUCUCGGCCCUUCUACCUACGACCAACAACACCAGCAGCAACAACACCAGCAACAACACCUACCACACCCACACCCACACCACCAACAACAACCACAACAUCGACGAGGUGGAGACCACGAGGGCGGGAUGGGUGCGACCUCCGCCCCCCAGGCACACCCAUUUUACAGCGGCGUCCAGGAUGCUGCGACAGGAGAGACGUAUAUGCGGUCCUGCCCAGCGUGCAUGUCCGGUUUGGGCUGUCAGGUCCACGGCACGUACUACGGAGCCAUAGGAGGAGAAUAG
Molecule: messenger RNA, 2133 nt
Organism: Grosmannia clavigera kw1407
Lineage: Eukaryota; Fungi; Ascomycota; Sordariomycetes; Ophiostomatales; Ophiostomataceae
Exons: 5
Coding region: 1-2133 (710 amino acids)
Source: RefSeq, a predicted model, not a curated record